AAGUCUCUAUCUCUAUCUCUCUCUCUUUUUGUUGGGGGCCUCUGGAAUCAAGUUAUAUCCGGACAUCCAUUUCUGUACACUGUCGCUGUUCAAGGGUUUUCUAUUACGGUCCUCUGUUCAUUCUCUUUAUUUUGGUCACCGUCACCUCAUGUAUAUCUCCCCUUUUGCGCCCCUGCCCUGUUUCUAGAAAUUCUCUCUCUCUCUCUCUGUCUCUCUCUCUCUCUCUGCUUUUCUUGAAUCCUAGGUCUUUCUCCCUUCACUGAACAUGUUGUCUCCAUGAUGGUGAGGGGGUGGAGGAGGCUGCUCGGGGUCUACUGGGUCGAGCUCAGUGUCACGCCGAUUCUUCGUAUCGAGUUGUUUUUGUAGUAAAGUUACGAGCUUUUUUCCAUUUGAUCUCAGUGGGUUCUUUGAGUAUUUUUCCAUGGCGUAUCACCAACCGGUGGCCAGCUCUCCAUUUGCUGGAGUCGGGGAUACCACCUACACGAAGGUGUUUGUGGGGGGGUUGGCUUGGGAGACUCAGAAUGACACUUUGCGCCGUUAUUUUGAGCAGUUUGGGGACAUUCUUGAGGCAGUUGUGAUCACCGACAAGAACACCGGCCGAUCCAAGGGCUACGGUUUUGUGACAUUCCAUGAUCCCGAAUCUGCGAGGAGGGCUUGCGAAAAUCCCAGCCCAGUUAUUGAUGGCAGGAGAGCUAAUUGUAAUUUGGCUGCUCUCGGACGGCUUCGUCCGCCUGUUUCUUUUGGGCGGAUGAGACCGGUAGUUCCUCUUAUUGGAAGCGUGCAGACCCCAAGGAGUACAUAUGUUGGAAGCCCUUCUUACCAGCAACCAAGCACUUAUGGUUAUCAACCUGGAUUUGUAUAUCCUCCCUAUGGGUACGCAACAUAUGCACCUGAGUACGUCUACCCGCAGACUUUUCAGAGUGCUUACAACCCUUAUCUGGCCCAGAAUUACGUUCAGAUAUAUGGUGUGCCUGGCACGGCCAGUGCAGGUCUAUACUCGUACGGACAAGUGGGACAUCCACCUUCGAGCAGUUAUGGCUACGCUUCCCCACAAAGUUAUGCUAUGCCAAAUCAGCAUGUAGUGCAAUUUGCUGGACCAAAUGUAAAUGGUGCUACAGCUGCAAUCCCUGCACUUCAAGCACCAUAUCCUGCAGGUAUGGCUGCACCAGCUCCUGGACAAGCACAGAUUAUAGUUACUGCCCACUCCCCCCAGUUCACUAGUGGUUCUGAUCAAACAGCUGGUUGAAUGGUGAUCAGAAAUCACAUUGACAGGUAAUCCUUAGAUUGCCACAGGACUUAGAGCAGCAGUUCUGCUACUUGCGUGGCAGGCUUCAUAUCUAGCCUUGCAAGCUGUCAUCUUGGCAUCUAGAGAUCAACCUCUAGCUGAUGAUGCUCCCUGUUUUUUACCACUGUCAUCAUGUCAUCCUUUUUUGUGAAUCAUGAUACCAGAGAGUCAGUUGUAAGAUGUUGAGUCACUUCGAACUCCGGAGUCAGGUGCAUGGAAGAGCCAGGGGCGCUCUUCCACCGCGUCAGUAGAACGUGUUCUCACGCCAUCGCUCGGACUAUUUGCCAUGGAAAGAUCCGAUGGCGCCGUUUUGCAGGAAACAGGGUUUUUCCUGCGGUCAUGUGAAACACCGUCUCCUCCCUGUACCUUAAGGAAUCAUUGUCUGAUUCUUUCGGGACGGAUCUUGUACCCGGGUCGGUUCCGCGGUCCAUUCCUAGCGUAACCCUCGAUUGUUUCCGCACAUUUGGAUGAAAGUGCUGUUUCGCAUUGAUCCUUGAUUGUUUGUUUUGCCUUAUCAAUUGGAUGACGUGUAAAACAAUUCCCUAGCUUACAUCAUUUUCUUCCCACUCUGUUCCGUGCUCUGAUAAUUGAGACAAUUGAGCUUUUAUUA
Rhodamnia argentea is the source of this 1895-nucleotide messenger RNA. RefSeq names its product RNA-binding protein 24-A-like. The record is from RefSeq and is a predicted model, not a curated record. NCBI's taxonomy places the organism in Eukaryota, Viridiplantae, Streptophyta, Magnoliopsida, Myrtales, Myrtaceae. Bases 422 to 1246 code for a protein of 274 amino acids. Gene Ontology annotation, molecular function: RNA binding. The transcript has 9 exons.